Molecule: messenger RNA, 3306 nt
Organism: Alexandromys fortis (reed vole)
Lineage: Eukaryota; Metazoa; Chordata; Mammalia; Rodentia; Cricetidae
Gene: Cimip2c
Product: ciliary microtubule inner protein 2C
Exons: 8
Coding region: 47-649 (200 amino acids)
Source: RefSeq, a predicted model, not a curated record
CGCAGGGCUGAGCCGAGCCACAGCGCUGGGGCUCGCAGCACCCACCAUGGCCUCCCGUAGCGCGGGCACACUAUUGACCGAAUUCAAUGCCGCCUUCGUGCCCCCCGCCCUCAUGCCCGGGUAUAAAGGCCAUGUCCCCGGUGUGGCUUCCUCCUUCGGCUCCCCAUAUGGCAACACCACCUUCAAGUACUUCCAGGACCUCCGCAAUACAGCCGUGGAGAAGAGCUAUGCACUCCUCAGUGGAGGCCGCUUUCCCACCAUCUACUCCCCUAACCCCGCCCUGGUGCUGGAUAGCCAAGUGCAGAACUGGGAUCGCUGGCUGCAUCUGCCCAUCUACACGCGGUUCAACCUGGACAAAGGGCGCAACUCCGAGAUCACUAACUUCUACCAGACAGUACAACAGCAGCGGCAGUACUACAAGGACAAGACUGGCACGGUGCCCCGCGUUCCCUACUUCGUGCUGCCCGUGAAGGAGCAGAGCCGGUACCCCCUACCCACCGACUUGCCUCCUCUGAGCCCGAAGAGUAAGUGGCACCUUCUCAGAGUGUCCCCCGACUACCUGAAGCCCUACCAGACCUUCCCAUCAGGGAAGAGAGUCUCCUCACAAGAGCGGCAACGGAGGGACCUUUACUUCGAGUUCAGAGCCUGAAACCAGGUGGCUGACACCAGGGAGCCUUGGCCUGACCAGGCUGGCUUGCUUGAAAUAAAAUCUUCAGCCACAACCACCCCAUGUGCCUCUCCUUUGGAUCUGUCACCAUGCGUGAAGGUAUUCUGAGCACCUGGGAGAGCCAAGCCUAAGAGAGUCAAGCUAAGACACAGUGUUAGCUGCAGUGGGCCACCCAACUGCUCCCAAGUUGAGGCAGGUGGGACUGGAGGGUCUGACAAAGGUCAGGGUCACGUGUCUGCCCAGGCGGGUCCCUCAGGCAUGGAGACCUCACACCUGCUUUCACUGGCAUAAUUGAGAACACCCAGCCCGCGUCUGGAAGUGGGUGCCACGGCUCCCAAACAGCUGCCCUGGGUAUUCACGCUUAGCCAACUUUUUCUCUUUUCUCGGUCUAGGACCCCAGCCUGUGGGAUUUUGCCACUCACAUUCUGAGUGGGAUUUCCACCCUCAGUUAACUGACUCCACAAACACCCUCUCUGACGUAUGCAAAGGUGUGUGUCACUAACUCCAUAGGUGUUUCUUCGUCCACUCAAAUUGACAGUCAAAAUAAGCCUCACUCGUGGGAAGGAACUGUCCCUGGAGCCUUGGUGUUAUUUAAUUGACCUUUAUGAUAACUUGUAAGCACAGCGUCUCACUGAAGAUGUGGAACUUUCAGGAUGCUGAGAAAGUUGCCCAAGCACACACAGUAAGGAAAGGACACAGACAAGAUUUGAACCAGGUUUUUGGGACUCCCCAGUUCUGGCUUCUCACACAGCCAAUGUGGAGACAUAAGGGGUCUUUAUGAGCCAGAGGGGUCUGGCAGUGGGGCAGCUUUUGAUGAGAAACUCUUUGAACAUCAGUAUUUAGCAUGGACUGGCAGGAGCCAGCUGAGUGGGCAUCUACCCUUAGGCUUAGGUCUUUUUUUUUUUUAAAGUUUUCUUGAGACAGGGUUUCCUGGAACUGCAGCCUUGGGUGUCCUGGAACUCGCUCCGCAGACCAGGCUGGCCUUGAACUCAGAGAUCUACCUCCCUUUGCCUAUCAAGUGCUGGCGCUAAAGGCAUGUGUCACCACCACCCAACAAAGAGCUGGAGGGUGAACAUUCUACAGGUGAAGGAGGGACAGGGACAAGCCAUCCUUCAAGUCAGAUCCCACCGUGCCAGGGCGCAGGGGAGGUCCAGUGGUCUUCCUCGAGGCUGCUGGGCCACAGGGUACCUCCAUAUCAACAUCCCCAGAAAUGAAUCCGAAAGGAGCUGGAAGGAAGAAUCCAGAGAUAUUUCAGGGCCCCAUCAGGCCUGUUUCUGUAGACAAAGUCUCUUGCUGGCACCAGGGAGCCCUGUGACCAGCCUGUCUCCGCCUCCCCAGCCUGGGUAUCGCAAGCAUACGCCAUUACACUCAACUUCUGCUAUAGACUCCAGGGAUGAAACUCUGGUCCUCAUGACUGCACAGCAUAGCAAGCCGUUCACCAAUUAAGCUAUUUCUCCAGCCCCUAAACUUUCUUUAAGCUUCUCUUAGCAUCACCAGAAAACAAAAGGUUUCUGAAUUUGGAGGUGUCGGAGCCAAUAGAAAGAAAUGGUAGCGAUUUAGACACAGGUAAAAGGCAAAUAGGGUUCCAGUGCCAAGGUUGUGUGGGGCUGUUGUGGAGGAAGAGGAAUUCCCUCCGAGAGGACUGAUCCCAAGAGAGACCUACGUAGGUUCUGCCCUAGCCACAGCCUUCUGAUGGUAGUCACGAUGGAGUCAGGAGCCUUCAUCUCCAUCCUUGUGGUUGGAAGAGGUAUGGGCCCAGCUGGGCCAAUCAGAAUCACUCUGGAAAUUUGGAGUUGAGCUGAGAUACCACUUAAGGGUCCCUGAGGUUCAAUCAAACAUAACAUAAACUGUUGGGAAGCUGUGACACAUGACGGCCCCGUGUCUGACAAUCCAGAGGUUGCUGGUGUGCAACGGAAGGUAGGCGUGGACGAGUAGAGAAGUAGGGUUAAUGGAGGUAGAGAUGGGUUGGAGAAAAGGAGAGAGAGGGAGAGAGAGAGAGAGAGAGAGAGAGAGAGAGAGAGAGAGAGAGGAGGGGGGGGACAUGCAGCUGCCUGGGCUUCUGCCAAGGUUCCUGCUCAACCCCGCUCUGUUCUUUUUUUUUUUUUUUUUUUUUUUUGAGUUGGUUUGUAAAAUUCUCCAGAGUCACCAUCCUUCCUCCUCAUCAAAAUCAUCUUGUCUGUGAGAUCAAGGGGCAGCGUUAGGGGCAAGUGUGCCGGACACGUCACGGGAUGCUGACUCAGCACAAGGAAGGCUGUUCUCGCCGGACUGUUCAGUCAUAAUGUGGACUACCUCUGGGGAGGAUGCAUUUGUUCCAAACUGGAAGGAACCGGAAGACUGACAAAUGCAGCCUUGGGAACACAGAGGGCCAUCAUCUGGAGGGAGGCUGGAGCAGAAAUCAGCGAGGUCUCUUCUGCUCUCAGGUUUUCAGGGCUGUGCCCAUGCCUUGCUGAGCAAUGUGAGCACGUGAACGUUGCGAUGUGUUCAUGUCAUGCUAAGCUGCGGCACCACGUGCUGCCCAUCCCCCGUGGCGGCUGCUCGCCGGGGAGGGGCGGGGAAUCUGUGCUGCCCACUCCAGGCUUGACCCUGGAUCCCUUCCCAAGAAGAUGGCCUGGGAUCCUGGAGCUCUGUGGUCACCGGGC